AUGGCGGCACACAACAGUCGCGAUGUCGUCCCUGGGACCAUCCAUCUCGUCGAUACGGAUGCGGCAGACCAUUCGCACAGACAUGAUAUCGUGCUGAACCCGCGUCCCAGCUCGGACCCAGAAGAUCCUCUGAACUGGUCCAAGACACGCAAAGCCAUCGCCAUUACCAUGGCGUACAUAUACAUCCUGGGGAUAGGCAUGUCGACCACCGUGCAGUAUUCGAUCUUGACCAAUAUCGGCGAAGAGACCAAUAUUAGCAUAGGAGAUAUCAAUACUGGCACAGGAUUGAUGUUCUUGUUCGCUGGUUGGGGUUGUCUGAUCUGGCAGCCUAUCGCACUCACAUAUGGUCGUCGUGGGGUCUACAUCCUCAGCAGUCUGAUCGCCCUUGGACCCAUGGUCUGGACCGUGUACACUUCCUCGCGAAGUAUUUGGUGGGCACAUCGCAGUCUUUUGGGUCUGAUCGUUGCACCGGUCGAGUCGCUCGGUGAGAUCUCCGUUUCGGACUUGUUCUUUGCCCACGAGCGUGGAAAUUACAUGGGAAUCUACACCCUGCUCGUGUUCGGAUCCAACGCUUUCGCACCAUUCUUGGCGGGUUUCAUCACCGACGCCAUGGGAUGGGAAGCGGCCAUUUGGUUUGGUACAAUCGUCCUCGGUGUCUGUCUUGUCAUCAUCUUCUUUGGCCUCGAAGAGACCAUGUACUUCCGCCACACAAUCGAAGGUGUUGACGAAGGAGCUGCUGUCGAGGUCAUCAAGGGCACUGAAAACUUGGACGAAAAGUCUGCUGCCCUGUCCACAAAUGCGCCGAUUCCUCAGACAGCGUCACCACCAGCUGAAGUGAGCUACUCUCAAAAGCGCACCUACUUGCAAAAACUUCAACUAUUCCGACUCGACACGGGCCGGCCAUCCGUCAAACAGAUGUUCAUCAUGAUGAUCCGACCACUGUUUAUGUUCUUUUACUUCCCCAACGUCGUGUGGGCGGGCUUUCUGUACGGUGCAUCGUUGUGUUGGUAUAACGUGCAAAACGCAACCAUGGCAUUGAUCCUCAAUGCACCCCCAUACAACUUUUCCGCGCAGUCAGUCGGCAUUUCCUACCUCUCAUUGCUCAUCGGAUGCAUUGUUGCAUGGUGGUGGGCUGGCUGGGCUGGCGACGAGAUCGCCAUCAGACUGGCCAGACGGAACCGUGGUAUUCGUGAGCCCGAACACCGGCUGUGGCUCUUGUUGUUCUCUGGUACACUUGCCACCGCAGGAUUAAUCCUGUGGGGCGUUGGUGCUGCACACCAGACUCAUUUCAUGGGUCUUAUCAUCGGUCUUGGAAUGACGAGCUUCGGAAUCGUAUCUGGAGGGAGUACUGCGCUUGCGUACGACGUCGAUUGCUUCAAGGAGAUCGCCGGCGAAUCUGUGGUUCUUGUCAUUGUCAUUCGCAACACUAUGGGCUUUGCCAUGAGUUAUGGUAUCACCCCAUGGUUGGUGAAUACUGGGACACAGAACUGCUUCAUUGCGGUUGCUUUCCUCUGCCUCUUCUGCAAUUUUAGCUUUUUGUUCAUGACAGUCUGGGGCAAGAGGCUGCGUCGACUUUCCGCAAAGAAGUACUGGGAGUAUGUCGACACUCUGAUUGUUGCAGCGCACUGA
Messenger RNA from Exophiala spinifera, 1629 nucleotides. RefSeq lists its product as uncharacterized. Gene Ontology annotation, biological process: transmembrane transport. The transcript has 4 exons. NCBI's taxonomy places the organism in Eukaryota, Fungi, Ascomycota, Eurotiomycetes, Chaetothyriales, Herpotrichiellaceae. The coding region runs from base 1 to 1629 and encodes 542 amino acids. The record is from RefSeq and is a predicted model, not a curated record. Gene Ontology annotation, molecular function: transmembrane transporter activity.